AUGUCCAAGUCGAUCCAAGCAUAUCGCGGGCUGAUUCGGGCGGCGAACCUGGCGUUCCGCAACGAUGCUGUUGCCUUGAAAGCGGCUUGUGACCGCAUCAAAAGCGAGUACAAGGUUCCGUCAGAAAAUGAGGCUGAUUUGAAGCGACGGAUCCAGCUUGCCAAGGAUGUGGCUCAUAUUCUUCGUUCCAAUGUUGUACAGGGCGUUAAAGCCAGCGAGGAAGAUGAAAAGUACAAGCUUAAUAUCCACAACGAGACUGAGCUCGGAGACAAUGACGACCGGUUCCAGAAAACUCCGCUGUCUCAGGGCGGCAGCGGUGGAUGCUGCGGAGGGUCUGGAAAGCAGUAA
Wickerhamiella sorbophila is the source of this 348-nucleotide messenger RNA. RefSeq names its product Mitochondrial zinc maintenance protein 1, mitochondrial. The record is from RefSeq and is a predicted model, not a curated record. The coding region runs from base 1 to 348 and encodes 115 amino acids. The transcript has a single exon. NCBI's taxonomy places the organism in Eukaryota, Fungi, Ascomycota, Dipodascomycetes, Dipodascales, Trichomonascaceae. Gene Ontology annotation, biological process: mitochondrial respiratory chain complex III assembly.